CGAUCAGCAUUCAACAAUUGCGAAGUAGUAGGAGAUAUCGUCAACGAUUUCCAUCGUUAUGGAAACAUUACCAAAAUUACUAACUUAGCAAAGGAGGAAACAACAUCCUCUACCAGCGAUUGACAUUAUUAUGGAAAUAACAGUAGUGUUAGACUUCUACUUAUACCGAGUAAUUUUUAAACCUAUAAAUUCAAACUCGAGCCGAUUCCUCUACCGAAAUUGUAAACCGCCAACAUUCCGGUGUAGUAACAAUGGGUAAGACAAUGAGUACAACUAGAAACCAAACUUAUGAUGUGCCAUGGUCAGAUCUUAACCAUGAUGUGCUUUAUUUAGUUAUGAUGAAACUUGGAGUUGUUGAUUUUGUUGGAUUCAGUGGAGUUUGCAAGUCAUGGAGAUCUUUCGCACUCUCUAACCGGAAGAAGUUUAUGGCAUCCAAACCACCUCUGUCCAUAGGUAUCUUUUCACCCAUGUCCAUGUGUAUAUCUCCUCGUGCUUAUAAGAAAACCUUCCACUUAAAGGACUUUGAAGGAAGAAAGUUCAAAACCCUCCUUCCCCAUUCUGCUGCUAGGGAGUGUGUUGGAUUAACUUGUGGUUACUUGAUCCUGUUUGGGAGGAAAACCAAAGACUUCUGGCUUGUGAAUCCUAUCACAAGGCAUCGACUUCAUUUCCCUUGUGUUCCCUUUGCUGUUGAUUAUUUUCCAUAUUCAAGAGUCAGGGCUAUUCUGGUCUUUUCACCUUUAGUAUCUGGGUGGUUGUUGGUUAUUUUAGAGCGUUAUGCAAGUAAAAUAUGGUUUUCAAUAGCGGGUAAAGGAGAAUGGAAUCAAGUCUCCUUUUCCUCCACAUUCCGCAUCAUUGAUUUACACGCUUUUAAGGGGAAGAUAUAUACCCUAAUCGGCAAUAAAAAGACAAGAGAUGUAUAUCAAUUAUUUGAAAUGAGACUCCAUCCACAUCCCAACCUGACUUUUCUCAAAACAAAGAAUUUUCUGACACGAAGAUAUAUUCCGAUGUUUGUUAGUUGGGGUGAAAAGCUUUAUGUGGUGCACUAUAUUUCACGAGAAUUGUACUAUUUACAUGAACUAGAUUUUGGUAAAAUGAUUUGGGUGCACCGUGAAAAGACAAGAGAAGAAUAUGCAUUCUUUUCUAGCUUGGAGCGUGUUGCUGUUUUUAAACCAGAGUCGUGGGCAGACACUAAGAACAUUAGGAAAGAUACGUUCUAUUAUGAAGAGAUGCGGUACUUUCCCCAUGAUUGUUUGAAUGUUAAUCUCAUAGAUUAGUGAUAGACUUGUUAGCACUCCUGUCUUUGUUUUUAUCUUUGCAUAUGUUGGAACAUUUUUUUUUCAAGAUAUUGAGAACCACCAUUGUUUUAUUUAAACAUUUAAAAGUCAUUGUUUUGUUAGUCUUAUGAUGCAAGUUGAACAUGUUAUCAAGUGAUUAAGUGAAGGGUGUCAUCAGUGUG
This is a messenger RNA of Lactuca sativa (garden lettuce), 1456 nucleotides long. RefSeq lists its product as uncharacterized. Gene Ontology annotation, molecular function: protein binding. Lineage: Eukaryota; Viridiplantae; Streptophyta; Magnoliopsida; Asterales; Asteraceae. The record is from RefSeq and is a predicted model, not a curated record.